Molecule: messenger RNA, 681 nt
Organism: Plutella xylostella (diamondback moth)
Lineage: Eukaryota; Metazoa; Arthropoda; Insecta; Lepidoptera; Plutellidae
Source: RefSeq, a predicted model, not a curated record
AUGUUUCCCUUGGCUCCUCUUACUUCGAUAUUCUGGUUGGUGACGAUCGCGGUGAGCGUGGCGUGCUGCUCGUACCUGAUCCGGAACGUGUUCGCCAAGUGGUGGGACAGCCCCGUCAUCGUGGCCUUCAACAAGGAGAUGGUGCACGUGGGCUCGGUACCAUUUCCAUCGAUAACUAUUUGCCCGAACUGGUCAAUAUUGAAAGAGGAAUAUAACUACACUGACGUAGCUAUAAAAUUGUCUAACACAAAAUCAAAUAUGAGCACAACAAAAAGAGAGGAAUUUGAAGAUAUAUCCAUGAUAUGUGAUGAAAGGUUCUUUCCUUUUGACUUUAGCGAACGCGAGGGCAAUGCUACUGUUGUUCAGAAUAUUAGGAAAGUAAGCUAUAAUUUAUUUUUGUUAAGACAGUUUUGGCACAACAACAAAAAAAAACAUCGCGAUGUCGAAACAGUAUACGAAGAUAUCUCAAGAGCUAUCAAGUGUACUGCUAAGACCCAAUACACCGUUGUGAUGGGGGACUUCAACGCCAAAGUGGGAGUACAAGAAUGCGACGAAUCGAGGGUAGGACCUCAUGGCUUUGGUAGCAGAAACCAGAGAGGGCAAAUGCUUGUUGACUUCCUCGAAAGGGAGGGGCUGUACUUGAUGAAUUCUGUUGAGGUGAACGCAGCCAACACAGAAUAA